Molecule: messenger RNA, 1673 nt
Organism: Priapulus caudatus
Lineage: Eukaryota; Metazoa; Priapulida; Priapulimorpha; Priapulimorphida; Priapulidae
Product: ketosamine-3-kinase-like
Exons: 9
Coding region: 178-1143 (321 amino acids)
Source: RefSeq, a predicted model, not a curated record
AUUGCCCACAUCCGUGAGUUAGUGCGUGAUAAAAUUCUUGGAGCGCAUAAUUUGCAUAAUUUAUAGAGCCGCCUCAUACGCGGCCGCCUCCGCGCACGCACGGCGAUCCGGACCUCCUUCCUGUGCAAGUGCUGACUGGGACCUCCACCCUCCCUCUUCCUCCUCCCUCCUCCCCAGAUGGUGCGCUCGAGCACAUCCACUUUCCAGUCGAUGGAGGAGCUGCACGAUGAGAUCAAGCUGAAGCUCGGCUCGAAGACGCUCGAGCCGUUCGGCCACGGCGGCGGCGGAUGCAUCAGCUCCGGCCAGGGCUACACGACCGACCACGGCAAGGUCUACCUAAAGGUCAACAGCAAGGCCAAGGCAAGACGGAUGUUUGAUGGUGAAUAUGCAAGUCUGAAAGCCAUAGCAGAAACACACACUGUCAAGACACCAACACCUAUGUUAGUAUUAGACAAUCCAAGCGGCGGUGCACUGCUUGUAAUGGAGCACUUGGACAUGACAGGACUAAGUAAACACGACGCAGAGCUGGGGCGGCAGCUGGCAAGGAUGCACCUACAUAACGAGUCUGUCGGGAAGCAGACGAAGAAGGCGGAAGCAUCCGUGCACAAGGACGAGGAUGCGGUGGAGUACGUCAGCAAGUAUGGCUUCGACACGACGACGUGCUGCGGUUUCCUUCCCCAGGAUAACACAUGGUGCGACGAUUGGCCUACAUUCAUGGCAAGGAAGCUCAGCACUCAGAUCACCCGUCUUCAGGAAGAGAAAAACGAGAAGGAGGCGCCUGAGUUGUGGUCGAAGCUGCAGCUGAAGUUUCCCAGCUUCUUUGAGAAUGUCGACAUAAAGCCGGCGUUGCUGCACGGCGACCUCUGGGGAGGAAACGUGGCGGAAUACGCCGACGGACCAGUGAUCUUCGAUCCAUCGAGUUUCUACGGCCACGCUGAGUACGACCAUGGCAUCGCGACGAUGUUUGGAGGAUUUUCGCACUCGUUCUUCAAAAGCUACCAUGAGCUAAUACCGAAGUGCGAGGGAUACGCGACACGACAGAAGAUCUACCAGCUCUUCAACUACUUAAACCACUGGAAUCAUUUCGGCGGCGGAUAUCGUGGAUCGUCCGUGUCCAUCAUGCGAGAGCUGGUCGCCUCGUGAGUCCAGCCUGCGAGUACGCGGACAGAGGGCGCCACGCGCCACUCCGACGAGGGUUGACGAUAUAUCCACGAUUGUGCAUAUAGAUGGCGCUGCAAGUCGCUCCGAUAUGCCUUGGCGAUAUGUCAGCGAGUGUUCAUACAGAUGGCACCAAAAAUUUCUCUGAUUCAAUUCAUUGGUAUCUCUGCAAGUGUGCAUGCAGAGGGCGCUACAAGUCGCUCCGAUAUGGCUUGACGAUAUAUCCGCGAGUGUGCAUACAGCUGGACCCACGCGUCACUUGAAUUCAGCUCAUCGAUAUAAUAUAUCUGCUAAUGUAUUAUUACGUGGUUGUAGAUACGUUGGGUGGUAGAUGCAUGUAGAUUUAUACUGCUGCUUGCGGCACAUUAGGUGCCUAUAAGGCAUAAGGCCUACAAACACCAUGUACACAACACUCGAUUUGUAAAUUGUUAUUCGACAAUCGUGCUUUUCGCUAGUCGGUUUUUGUAAUUUAGGUGAAAUGUCGGUGGUAUCAGGGUUCUCCAAGAGCACUUAUA